AUGUCUGGCCCUCAAUCUUCUGUUGGAUCUCCUACGACGCCUACUGGAUCGCCAUCUUCGCAGUCGAAAGGCGUCAAGCGCGAGGCAACCGCCGAAGAUAUCGAAGAAGUGUCUGCACCUCGACCCAAGAAACCUCGCAAUUCCUCACUCCAAUAUCUGACUCUCGACGACGAACCGGAUCGAGAUCCAACCUUCUGGUACUCUGACGGCUCCGUCGUGCUGUCAGUUGCGGAAACCCUCUUCAAGCUGCACCGCUCUCGUCUGGCUUCUCAGUCUACGUACCUUCAGGACCUCUUUGAAGGCGCGCCGGACGAAGACUUCGAAGCCGAUGGGAAUACAUGCCCACUGUAUGUCAUCCGGGUGAAAGGUCUGAAGCUCUUCGAUUUCUCGUCGUUGCUGAGCAUGGUGGAGGAUCCCUUCUCCGCUAGGCGCAACACACCAAGUUUUGCCCUCAUUGCUGCCGUCGCGCGUGCAGCUAAGCUUCUUGGCUUCGAUCAAGCAUUAACCUGGGCUACUGGACGGCUGGAAGAGACAUGGCCCGUCGAGGUUGCCGAUAUUGAACGCGGCUCUCGUGACCAUGCUCAAGAGGCCCUUGAACUCUCCCGCAUUCUGGAUAUGCCCACCAUCCGCAAACGCGCGCUAUACGAACUCAUGCGAUUACCGGGUUUCGGGCAAGAUGGAGAGGACUCCGCUCUGUCCAUCUCGGACUAUAGACUACUCACGCAUGCUCGUGAGAAGUGCUCGUUGCACUGGACAGGUAUCAUGAAGAAAGGUCCAACGAAACUGGCCACCAAGUGUGCUCCGCUCUUACAAGGGUGUCCGGUGCGCCAUGAUGGUACACGCCUCAACAAAUGGUGGACUCUCAUGGCAAAGGAGGAUAUGAUGUGGCGCUACUAUCUUGAUCCCAUCGGCGGAUACAGGCAGCUCAAAACAUUGCUUUUCCGUGAAGCUAAGGCCGAUCCGAUGGAAUGGUGUCCGGAUUGUCAAAAGGAAUGGGAAAAGGAGUGGACCACGGCGCAGGAGAACCUGUGGAAGGAUUUGGACGAAUGGCUCGAAUUGCCGCAGUAA
This is a messenger RNA of Peniophora sp. CBMAI 1063, 1068 nucleotides long. NCBI's taxonomy places the organism in Eukaryota, Fungi, Basidiomycota, Agaricomycetes, Russulales, Peniophoraceae. The record is from the annotation of a GenBank genome assembly.